Molecule: messenger RNA, 981 nt
Organism: Suillus fuscotomentosus
Lineage: Eukaryota; Fungi; Basidiomycota; Agaricomycetes; Boletales; Suillaceae
Exons: 3
Coding region: 133-981 (282 amino acids)
Biological process (GO): amino acid transmembrane transport
Cellular component (GO): endoplasmic reticulum
Molecular function (GO): amino acid transmembrane transporter activity
Source: RefSeq, a predicted model, not a curated record
AACUUGUAACUUACUAACCCUUUUCACGGUAAUUUCUUCAGUUGGCCUAUGGUCCUGGACAGUGCCAGAUGUUUUCCGCAAACUCAAGAGCAAGAGAGGCAGCAGACGGACAGGCUAGGCAGCCUCUGCUGAAUGCUGGAUGUUUCAGCGGAUACAAACCAAGUUGCCUUUUCAGUGGACGACGAGGACUCGGAAGCAGUAGUGGAGAGCCCUGGUCGGCAGUACGGAGGACAGAACGGGGUGUUAGAUUUCAGGAUGAAGUGCACACCUUUAUGGUCCACAAUACAGAGCCGGGAGGCGGGUGCGUAUUUUUGUGCUCGUAAUUCAACGCACCUUAUCAGUGCCUGUACAGAAUAUGAAUUGGACUCGGAUGACUUUGAUGAUGCUUCACUAGCUGAUAUCCAACGCGAACAAAGGCACUCUUGCGGGGCUCCACGACGAGAACGCACCAUGCCUUUACUGGUUGGCCUCAUGGAUGCUUCGGCUGCAAGGAGAAUGCCAGACACAGUUAUUCCUAUGUAUGAAACAGAUAGUAUGGAGAAUGGAGAACUUAGGAACGUAGACCUCGAUGACCUUGCUAAAAAACAGUGGUCGGGUGGAGGUCUACUGAACUCGGUUGCCAAUAUGGCAAAUUCAAUUCUCAGAGCUGGUAAACUUUUGGAAUUAUUGGUUGGUCAGGAUGCAAUUUCAGCAACAGAUUUGGCUAAUACUGCGGUAGCUUUGCCGUACGCAGUCAAUCAAGCAGGCUUCUUUCUUGGCAUUGUUCUCCUGGUCGUCAUUUGUGCUGUCACCGAUUGGACUAUCCGAUUGGUUGUCAUCAACGCUAAACUCAGCGGCAGAAUCUCUUACAUCAAAGUCAUGAACAGUCGUUUUGGUCCCAGUGGUCGUGCACCUGUUUCAUUCUUUCAGUUCUCAUUUGCUUUUGGUGGCAUGUGUGCAUUGGUAUUAUUAUCGGCAAGUGCAGGGUUCCUGGUGUAUUAG